UGCAAUGGGCAGAUCACUCCCACGCAUGCUGUCUACCUGACAUGGGAACAGCGAUCCCAAGAAACUUCCCCGGCUCAAACCAGAAGGCAAAACACAACGCAUCUGCUCCUUCCCAGCCAAGCAGCCCCAAGACUGGCAUCGCCAGGAGACCCUUCAGUAGCCAUGCUGGCUGGAGGCUUAUCUCCAACCAAACCGGCCACCCCUGAAGUCCAGGCCAUCACUAGUCAGAUGAAGGGCCAGCUGGAGGCCAAAGUCAACCAGAACUACUCCACAUUCGAGGCCAUUUCCUACCGUCCGCAGGUGGUGGCUGGCACAAACUACUUCAUUAAGGUCCGAGUUGGGGAUGGGGAGAGCGACUAUGUCCACCUGCGGGUGUUUCGGGCCCUGCCAGUUGAAGGCGGGCAAGUUGAACUGGCCGGGUACCAACUGCACAAGACCAAGGAUGACCCCAUCACCUACUUCUAGAGCCAGAAGAGCCACCCAGGAGGAUGCAACAGGCUCCCUCUCUGGAAGCCAGGACUGCAAAUAAAUGUCUUACUAGUCUUCUGCAAUGCCGAUGCCGCAAGACUCUUGGUUGUUUUUGCUGCAGAAGACUGUGACACACACACACACACACACACACACACACCCUUGGAAAUCACCUUAAAGGUUGUCUGGGAGGACAGGUGGAACUGGUUGCCAGAGAGGCUCUCAGAGCAUAUGCAGGAACUCCUUGGCGUUUGCAGCAUGCAUGUAUGUGUUUUAUUUUUUUACCUUGGCAUUAGUGCACCUUAAGCAAAUCCGAGUUGGUCUUCCACACAGAAGACUAGGAAUGGGAAGGGCAGCCAUGAAAUAACUAGACAGAGUCCUAAAGAGCAAAGAGAU
Messenger RNA from Sceloporus undulatus (fence lizard), 864 nucleotides. Its product is annotated as leukocyte cysteine proteinase inhibitor 1-like. Gene Ontology annotation, cellular component: cytosol. The record is from RefSeq and is a predicted model, not a curated record. Lineage: Eukaryota; Metazoa; Chordata; Lepidosauria; Squamata; Phrynosomatidae. Bases 163 to 465 code for a protein of 100 amino acids. Gene Ontology annotation, molecular function: cysteine-type endopeptidase inhibitor activity. The transcript is spliced from 3 exons.